AUGGCUCUCUUCGGAUCCAACUCAGCAGCAUCGGUGAACGGGGCUCUUCAGCCCCGUCUAUCAACCCUUUCGACCAUGGCAAUGGCCUUUGCCAUUCUCAACACUUGGAUUGCUCUUGCCGGUUCGAUAGGUCUUGUCCUGCCGUCAGGUAGCUCCGUGGCACUUCUUUACGGCUUCAUCUUCUGCGUUAUAUGCUGCUUCUGCGUGGCUGCCAGCCUUGGCGAGCUCAGCUCCAUCUGGCCAACGGCUGGAGGGCAGUACCACUUUGUCUACGCUCUUUGCACUGAAAAAUGGAGAAAGCCAGUGGAUUACUUCGGCUCCCAGUUUAUAUCCGCCGCUGCAGUAGUGGCAUCCAACGGAGCUUACCAAAUUACACCGGCGAGAACAUAUGGGAUUUUUGUGGCAGUCCUCGUCUUCACAACCGUUGCCAACAUCUGGGGUAAUAAGAUACUCGGCAAAUGGAACGAUGUUGCUUUGUACUGGUCCAUAUUCGGCGUCGUCAUCAUCAGCAUCGUUCUGCUCUCCAUGUCAGACAAGACAAGCGCAGAGUUCGUCUUCACCGACUUUAACAACGAGACUGGGUGGUCUGAUGGCAUGGCCUGGAUUCUGGGUCUGCUUCAGUCUGCUCUCUCCCUCAUUGCAUUCGACGUUGUCCUACACAUGACGGAAGAGAUGCCGCAUCCGGCUCGAGAUGCUCCUAGAGCUAUGCUUUACUCCAUCGUCAUCGGUGGUGUCACGGGCUUUGCCUUUAUCCUCGUUAUGCUCUUCUGCCUCGUCGAUGCGGAGACUGUCCUGGCCACUCCCACGGGCAUGCCCAUCGUCGAGCUCAUCUUUCAAGCAACAAAGAGCCGAGCCGCCGCUACCAUCCUCAGCCUGAUGCUCAGCGUUUGCUUCAUCAACGGUACAAAUGCCAGCAUCACCAGCGUCAGCAGAUUGCUAUACGCCAUGGCCCGUGACCGCGGCAUCGUCUUCCAUAAUUACUUUUCUCACAUCCAGUCAGGCCUCAACGUGCCUGUCCGGACCAUCAUGUUCUGUUUUGUCUUCAACAUCCUCUUCGGUCUCUUGUAUCUGGGGCCGGUUGUGGCUUUCAGCGCAUAUGUUGCAUCUUGCACAAUCUUUCUGAACGUGUCCUACGCCAUUCCCAUUAUUGUCCUUCUCAUCCGUGGACGGAAAGUGCUCGACCACUACCAGACUGCAAAGACACCCUUUAAGCUUGGAAAGACGUUUGGCCUGGUUGUUAAUAUUGUUGGUGCGCUUUAUGUGGUUGUCACUUCAGUGUUCUUCUGCUUUCCCACAUUUCUUCCAGUCACUGGCAACAGCAUGAACUACGUUUGCGUUGUUAUCGGCAUCUUCGGCAUAGUUGUCGGGAUAUAUUGGCUCCUCUUUGGGAAGACAUUCCUGGGCCCCCAAGAUUUGGUCAUGGCAGAUUUUGAGGAUGUUGUUGGCCGUCCCGUCUCCACGCAAGCUUCAAGCGAGGAGGACAGGGCCGAAAAAGGCGCCAAAUGA
Trichoderma reesei QM6a is the source of this 1506-nucleotide messenger RNA. Its product is annotated as amino acid transporter-like protein. The record is from RefSeq and is a predicted model, not a curated record. Gene Ontology annotation, biological process: transmembrane transport. The transcript has 9 exons. Gene Ontology annotation, molecular function: transmembrane transporter activity. The coding region runs from base 1 to 1506 and encodes 501 amino acids. NCBI's taxonomy places the organism in Eukaryota, Fungi, Ascomycota, Sordariomycetes, Hypocreales, Hypocreaceae. Gene Ontology annotation, cellular component: membrane.